AUGACUGGUAUGGUUUGCCCUAGUGGCAUUGGUGUGACCACUCCGGUGGCUCCCAUUGUUGGGACAACCGAUCCCAUGACUAGUCGUGUGACUUCUGUGGUUUUGGGAGAAAAACAAGAGAAAUUCAGUGAAGAGUGUCAUGCCAUAAGUGCAGAUGAGUCGGAUCCUUCGACUGUUGUUGCUGUGCAAGCACGGACGUUUGGAGACUAUAUAUGCAAAAACCAUGUCCUCAAUGGAAUGGUGAACUCACUCUAUGGUGAGUAUUGCAAAAUACCCAUCGCUAAGAAAUUGUGGAAAGCUCUUCACAAGAAGUACAAGAUUGAGGAUGCUGGCACCAAGAAAUUUGUGGUGAGUCGGUUUCUUGACUUCAAGAUGGUAGACUCAAGGCCUGUCAUUGCACAAGUGGAAGAGUUCCAACUUCUCCUACAUGAGAUUGAAGCAGAAGGAAUGAAUAUAAGUGUGGCUUUCCAAGUAGCAACGGCGAUAGAGAAAUUACCUCCUGGGUGGAGUGACUGCAAGAAUCGCUUGAAGAACAAGCGCAAGGAGAUGAAUAUGGAGGAUUUGAGCCUUCAUAUGAGGAUUGAAGAGGACAAUGUGAAUAAAAGUGGUAAACUUCCAAGGGUGCCCAAGGCAAAUGUGGUAGAAACUUCCAAGCCCAAGUUUGAUGGGAAAAGGAAACGAGACCACCAAGCCAAGGCAAGCAGUCACAAAACUAAAGACUAUAGAAAGCGCCCCGACAAGGACAAGGACAAGGACAAGGGCAAGGGAAAACUUGCCAAGCAAGCUCAUUUGACCGAGCAAGAAGGUGAAGAAGAUGAUGAGAUACUGGUUGUUGUGGUCUCCCAGGUGAAUUUGGUGGCAAAUACUAAAGAUUGGAAUGUGGACACAGGUGCAACUGCUCACAUUUGCACCAACAAGAAUCUCUUCGCCUCCUAUGAAAACAAGAAUGAUGGAGAGAAGAUCUACAUGGCUAAUUCUGAUACCGCCACUGUAGAGGGAAUGGGUAAGGUGAUCCUGAAGUUCACAUCCAGGAAAUAG
Messenger RNA from Tripterygium wilfordii, 1038 nucleotides. RefSeq lists its product as uncharacterized. Bases 1 to 1038 code for a protein of 345 amino acids. The record is from RefSeq and is a predicted model, not a curated record. The transcript is spliced from 3 exons. Lineage: Eukaryota; Viridiplantae; Streptophyta; Magnoliopsida; Celastrales; Celastraceae.